Messenger RNA from Eucalyptus grandis, 1280 nucleotides. Its product is annotated as NAC domain-containing protein 79. The transcript has 3 exons. The record is from RefSeq and is a predicted model, not a curated record. Bases 197 to 1114 code for a protein of 305 amino acids. Gene Ontology annotation, molecular function: DNA binding. Gene Ontology annotation, biological process: regulation of DNA-templated transcription. NCBI's taxonomy places the organism in Eukaryota, Viridiplantae, Streptophyta, Magnoliopsida, Myrtales, Myrtaceae.
CUUCAAAACCAAACCUUCUCUGUUAUUGUCAAGAUUUUUGCGCCACAAGCCUCUCUUGCCUUCUUGAAUAUCAUCACCUGAUCGAAAGACUAUCGAAAGCCUCUCUUGCCCUCCAUUGAACUCCAGAUUUUUCAAUUCAUUUGCCAUUUAGAACCUCAAAGGACCGUGUGAAACUAUUGGGACUUCAAAGAGUGUUAUGAUGAGCGGCACCAUGAUUUUCGAAGGAGAUGAACAGAUGGAAUUGCCUCCGGGGUUUCGAUUCCACCCGACUGACGAAGAGCUGAUCACUCACUACCUCACCCCAAAAGUUCUUGACGGCAGCUUCCGUGCAAGAGCCAUGGGGGAGGUUGAUUUAAACAAGUGCGAACCGUGGGACUUGCCUGGGCAAGCAAAAAUGGGCGAAAAGGAAUGGUACUUCUUCUGUGUGAGAGACAGGAAGUACCCGACCGGUAUGAGGACGAAUAGAGCUACCGAAGCCGGCUAUUGGAAAGCCACCGGUAAAGACAAGGAGAUCCGCAGGAUGAAGAAGGUGGUCGGGAUGAAGAAAACUCUCGUUUUCUACAGGGGAAGAGCUCCUAAUGGUCAGAAGACCAACUGGGUCAUGCACGAAUUCAGGCUAGGAGACGGCUAUUAUCAACACCAUCUUUCCAACUCACAAAAGAACGACUGGGUCAUUUGCAGAAUCUUUGAAAAAGGACCUGAUGGGAAGAAAGCUGAUCAGCCUGAGACUCUGCCUGGCGGUCUAGAGAGGCUGAGCUCGUUUGACAACGAACCGAAAGCAUCUCUUUUGCCUCUGCCUCCACUGGUGGAGUCGUCUCCAUUCACCACCACCUCCUUCUCCGAUCGACCCGAGGAUCGCAAUGCUCAGAAGACUUCCCUCUUCUCUUCUCCAUCUUCAUCGGAGCUAGACCAGUCUCUCGGCCCCGCGCAUUCGUUCGGCUGGUCGGACACGGUCUUCAUGCACGAGCAGGCAAUUCUGAGGAUGCUGCUCGAGAACUCGGCGUCAAACGCGAAGGCUGAGUACGCAGACUUCUCGCAAGCAAGACGCCAGGACAGAGAGGCGACGAUGCCGACGUCUUUUCAGUGCGAUGUGGAUUGCCUUUGGAGAAACUGAGGCUGGAUGGAGAUGGAAGAUUAGGCAUCAGGUGAAGGUGAAGAAGAGAACGAUGGUUUAGAUGAUUUGGAUCUUUCUUUUUGCUCUUUCUGGUUUGUUCUCCAUUGUUUGAAGAGGCCUUUUGUGUUUGUGCGUGCGUUUGUAGAGUGUCUCUGCAUCCUCAUCA